AACAACAACUUCAAAUCACUACAACUCUACAUUAACAUAUAAACUCACUUCACAAUUCACAUGCUUUGUUCUUCUUUCCAUUACUAGUAGAAAUAAACUACUAGUAGCUUCUUCACUUCACUUCACCAUUCCUCACUUUCCUCGGAAUCCACAAAUCAAAACAUUCAUAAAAAAACUCCCACAAAUGUUGGACGAAGAUACCAACACCAACACCACCUCCUGGGCGCCGCGCGUGUGCGACACCUGCCGCUCUGCCCCAUGUGCGGUCUUCUGCCGCGCUGACUCCGCAUACCUCUGCGCGUCAUGCGACGCGCGCGUGCACGCCGCCAACACCUUGGCCUCACGCCACGAGCGCGUGUGGGUAUGCGAGGCCUGCGAACGCGCCCCGGCAGCGUUUCUUUGUAAGGCGGAUGCAGCAUCGCUCUGUUCCUCCUGCGACGCUGACAUCCACUCGGCUAACCCUCUGGCGAGUCGUCACCAGAGGGUGCCAAUUGGACCCAUGUACGGCCCACCAUCCGUCCCAGUAAAUGGCACGAAUAGUGAGUUCGUUGGGAUGGUUGAAGAUGAAGAAGAUGAAGAUGAUGACGAAGAAGAAGCUGCUUCUUGGUUGUUGUUGAACAACACCAACACCACGGCCGCCGUGACGGCCGGCACCAACAACAACCAUAAUAACAGUAACAGCAGCAACAACAACCAGAAUCAUCAUCAUCACCACCAACAACAGAGUAAUCAUAAUGGUUUCUUGUUUGGUGGUGAGGUUGACGAGUAUUUGGACCUUGUGGAUUGUAAUUCUUGUGGUGAUGAUGAUAACAAUCAUCAUCAUCACAGCAACAAUAACAAUAACCACUUUGCGGUUGAUGGUGUUGAUCAUCGUUAUGGUUAUCAGCAGCAGUAUGGUGGUGGCGGUGGUCAGAAGAGCUAUGGUGGUGGUGGCGGCGGAGAUACACCAACAGUAUCAGUUUCAUCAAUGGAAGUUGGAGUAGUGCCAGAAUCAUCAAUCAGCAAUGGAUCAAUUUGCCAUUCAAGACCACCAAAGGGAACAAUUGACCUAUUUUCAGGACCUACCCCAAUGCAAAUGAGUUCAUAUCUCACUCCAAUGGACAGAGAAGCCAGAGUCCUAAGGUAUAGAGAGAAGAAGAAGACAAGAAAAUUCGAGAAGACCAUAAGGUAUGCAUCAAGAAAGGCCUAUGCAGAGACUCGGCCGCGAAUCAAAGGCCGAUUCGCCAAGAGAACUGAUGUUGAAGCUGAAGUUGAUCAGAUGUUUGCUAAACAAUUUUGUAUUGGCAAUCAGGUAUCAGUUUCAUCAAUGGAAGUUGGAGUAGUGCCAGAAUCAUCAAUCAGCAAUGGAUCAAUUUGCCAUUCAAGACCACCAAAGGGAACAAUUGACCUAUUUUCAGGACCUACCCCAAUGCAAAUGAGUUCAUAUCUCACUCCAAUGGACAGAGAAGCCAGAGUCCUAAGGUAUAGAGAGAAGAAGAAGACAAGAAAAUUCGAGAAGACCAUAAGGUAUGCAUCAAGAAAGGCCUAUGCAGAGACUCGGCCGCGAAUCAAAGGCCGAUUCGCCAAGAGAACUGAUGUUGAAGCUGAAGUUGAUCAGAUGUUCUCCACACCAUUGAUUACAGAAGUUGGUUAUGGCAUUGUUCCUUCAUUCUGAAGAAAGCCAGAGCAGAAGCCAGAGAAGCAAGUGAUGAAGAUAUUUCAUAUUUAUGUUGCUAUGUUACUAAGUUUUCUAGAUUGGUAUUAUUUUUUAUAUGAUCUUCUAAUCUUCUAUAUACAUAUGCUUUUAUUUAUUUCUUGAUUUUAUUGCAUUUGAAUCAUGACUCUGCUAUUAUUAUUAUUUGUAAAUAUAGUUCCUAAUUAUAUUAAGUUUAUUACAUUUUGUAUCAAGAUGUAAUUUCUGUAUUC
Arachis ipaensis is the source of this 1905-nucleotide messenger RNA. The record is from RefSeq and is a predicted model, not a curated record. Lineage: Eukaryota; Viridiplantae; Streptophyta; Magnoliopsida; Fabales; Fabaceae.